AGGUCGCGCGGCGCGGGCAGAAAUCUCAGCCCCCUUCUCCUCCUCCUCCUCCCACCGGAGCGGCCGCCUCGAGCUCCCCUUCCUCGUCGGCGCCGCCCUCCUCCCCCGCUCCUUUCUAGUGGAGCAGAGCGGAGCGGAGAUCCAUACGUCCGGCCGCGAGAGUCCUCUUGCUGUAAGGAAGCCCAAGCUCUGCCUGGCCUGCUGAAAGCCUAGCCUAGGCAGAGAGCAGGGUGAAAUGGCAGCAUUCCUCAGGUCCAAGUGUUCGUCAGUUGGACGUGCUAUGAUGGGAAGCCUUGGAAACAAUCUGUACGGGGGCGCUACCUCGUCCAUUGAAACGGUGACAAGACCAUCUCGUUCUGAUGCAGUCUGCCAGCAAAUUAGAACAUUCAUCCAGAUGAGAACAAACCUCAAGGUGGUGGACAACUCGGGAGCCAAGCGGGUUAUGUGCAUACAGUCCCUUAGGGGGAAGAAAGGAGCGAGGCUCGGGGACAUGAUCAUCGGCUCUGUCAAGGAAGCGCAGCCUCGUGGUAAGGUCAAGAAAGGAGACGUGGUCUAUGGGGUGGUUGUCCGUGCUGCCAUGAAGAAGGGGCGCAGCGAUGGCAGCGAGGUCCAGUUUGACGACAACGCGAUUGUCAUCGUGAACAACAAGGGCGAGCUGAUUGGCACCCGCGUCUUUGGUCCCGUCCCCCAUGAGCUCAGGAAGAAGAAGCAUCUCAAGAUUCUGGCACUGGCCGAGCACAUAGUUUGAGAUUUCUAUCUGCUUACCUGCAUCUAGCUGUUAGUUCCGCGGAAAAUGGACAUAUCAAGGAUUGUACCUGAGAUGUUUUGGUUCUCUAUUGCUACUCUAUUCUACCUUUCCUUUGGUUAUUUCUAUUUGCCAAUAAUCUCUGUUCUCUGAUGGAACCGUAAUGAGUUGUUGACAAACCAGACAAGGAUAUGUGUACUUAGUCUCCGCAUUAUAUCCUUAUGUUCUUCUAUGCUUAUCUAAAAGAACGUAGUUUGAGAUA
This is a messenger RNA of Aegilops tauschii subsp. strangulata, 1007 nucleotides long. Its product is annotated as large ribosomal subunit protein uL14mz. The record is from RefSeq and is a predicted model, not a curated record. Gene Ontology annotation, cellular component: mitochondrial large ribosomal subunit; ribosome. Gene Ontology annotation, molecular function: large ribosomal subunit rRNA binding; structural constituent of ribosome. Gene Ontology annotation, biological process: translation. NCBI's taxonomy places the organism in Eukaryota, Viridiplantae, Streptophyta, Magnoliopsida, Poales, Poaceae.